Messenger RNA from Cinclus cinclus, 477 nucleotides. Its product is annotated as phospholipase A and acyltransferase 3-like. Gene Ontology annotation, cellular component: cytoplasm. The transcript has 3 exons. Bases 1 to 477 code for a protein of 158 amino acids. NCBI's taxonomy places the organism in Eukaryota, Metazoa, Chordata, Aves, Passeriformes, Cinclidae. The record is from RefSeq and is a predicted model, not a curated record. Gene Ontology annotation, biological process: N-acylphosphatidylethanolamine metabolic process. Gene Ontology annotation, molecular function: glycerophospholipid phospholipase A1 activity; A2-type glycerophospholipase activity.
AUGGGACAGGACAAUUGCAAACCCCAGCCUGGGGACAUAAUCGAGAUCGACCGGCCAUAUUACCAGCACUGGGCUCUCUACAUGGGGAAUGGAUAUGUCAUCCAUGUGACUGAUAAAGGAGAUGCAUCCAUUUUGGGUAGCAUGGCAUCAGUACAGACCCCAUGGCCCAAAGUGAAGAAGGAGCUCCUGAUGAAGGUGGCAGGAUGUGAUAAAUGGCGUGUCAACAACAAGUAUGACCGCAACUGGUCUCCUCGCCCUGUGAAGGAGAUCAUCCAGGUGGCUGAGAAAUGCAUUGACAUGGAAGUGCACUAUGCUGUCAAUAGCAUCAACUGUGAGCACUUUUUCAUAAGGCUUCGCUAUGGACUGGCAGUCUAUGUGCUGGACAAAGAUGCAGAUGGUGACACUGCUGCAGCUGUAAUAGGAGCUGUUUUUGCUGGUGCGGUCGCUGUUGCUGCGAUGGUAUUGUCCAAGAUGUAA